Lindgomyces ingoldianus is the source of this 762-nucleotide messenger RNA. RefSeq lists its product as uncharacterized. Lineage: Eukaryota; Fungi; Ascomycota; Dothideomycetes; Pleosporales; Lindgomycetaceae. The record is from RefSeq and is a predicted model, not a curated record. The coding region runs from base 1 to 762 and encodes 253 amino acids. The transcript has 2 exons.
AUGAAGGAACAAUUCACAGUCAUGAUACCACUUAUGCUUUGCCUCAUCGGUCUGACCAAAGCCGGCUUAUUUAAGCCCACACCCACAACCGAGGAUCUAACCACUAUCGAGAUCCGAAAACGCGUUGCACGAGCCACGAUUCCAUCCUGUACAUGGGAAGGUCAUUGCCUUGGAGAUUCAUGCGUCCGGGAUGAUGACUGCGAUCACGGGUGGGUUUGCGUUCGCGGCAUAUGUGCGCUGAAUUCGGGAGGGGAUACGACAAUGCCGACCAUCAAACCAUCCUCGCCAUUUCCAACGGCAACAGUUAUCACGCUCGUCACUUCGGUGGUCACUGAAUCUCGUGCGGACCCAAAUGCGAGUUCGUCUGCUAGCUUAAAUGAAGCAAAAUCUGUAGCCACGAGUACAGAAUCAAUAUCGUUGAAAACGGCCUCCCCAAACCCUAUAAAGCACGGUCUCUCAGAAGAGGCGAAGAUUGGCAUCGGUAUUGGAAUCCCCAUCCUCGCUAUCAUUGUUAUCUCACUUCUCAUCUGUACCCUGCUCUACCAGCGGAAGCUUCGCAAGGUCAGCGCCAGGGAAGACAUAGACGCUGGUCCUGAAGCAAGACAUUCGGAUCCAAAGCAGGAUAGGGUGCAAUAUGUAAGAGAGCCAUAUAAGUAUCAGAUGGUGGAGAAUGGUUCUCGAGAAUAUGGACAUGUUCAUGCUGCGGAGCUAGAGGCGGAUCUGAGAGAAGAAAGACCAGCGGAAUUGCCAGAGAGAGCAUAA